Molecule: messenger RNA, 3715 nt
Organism: Humulus lupulus (European hop)
Lineage: Eukaryota; Viridiplantae; Streptophyta; Magnoliopsida; Rosales; Cannabaceae
Exons: 2
Coding region: 2623-3183 (186 amino acids)
Molecular function (GO): nucleic acid binding; zinc ion binding
Source: RefSeq, a predicted model, not a curated record
CGGAUUUUUUUUAAUUGAUUGCGUCACUCCAAGAAAAACAAAAUUCUAUCCAUUCUCUUCUCGAAGAGUGUUAUUUUGUCCAAGAUAAACUAAAAAAAAAGUUAUAUAGUUAACUUGUGUUAGUUUCUGGUAGUUGGACGGAGAAGGGAAAAUAGGCAUCUAAUAUGUCCAUUCAAGAAAUCUUGAUGAACUAUAGGUGAAGAUACCAAUAUUGCCAUACAAAACUCUAUGUAUAUUUCCCAGCUUAGAAUUUCCAACAUGGUGGAAGAACUCCAAUCUGCUCUAAUGGAAACGAUUGUGAAGAUCGUGAGGAUAUCAAUCUUCACUUUUCUGAAACAUAUUCAGUAUUUCAGCACCACGACAGUGCUCCUCAUGCUUCCUUUCUCGGCCAUAGUUCUUCUCUCACGACCCCUUUUCACCUCUUAUCAGAUACCAAUAUCGCUCCUCCAUAAUCUAAGUCAAAGAUAUUCUGGCUCAUCAUCAAGAUUCACUUUGUUUCUCAAUCAAAAUUUCUCUCAAAGCUUCUUUUCCUCGAUCUUCAUCAUACCCUUUACUCUUUCAUUUCUUCUCAUGGCAAAAGCUUCAAUAAUUCAAACUCUCAAUCACCACAAACCACCGCCCUUUUCCUCAUGCUUGACCCUUUACAAGCCUCUACUGAAAACCCAUCUCUAUAACAUGGUUCUCAUCAUCUUAAUCAGCAUAACAGGAAUCUUUCUCCUCUUCUUGAUCGCCUUUUGUUCCUUUCCCACUUUUGGAUUCUUUCAGACAAUUUUCCAAACAGUUGGUAGGCUUAUAUUUUACGCCUUUUUAACCCACAUAAUCAUUCAGUCCAACUUCACUUUGGUAGUGGCAGGAAUGGAGAACUGUCAUGGUUACAAAGCCAUAUACAAAGCUAAUCGGUUGCUGAGAAAUGGAAGGAAUUCCAUGGCUCUAGUAUUGGCUUUGUUUACCAAUCUUGGCCUUGCUUCUGUAGACGCCUUGUUCUGUUUUAGGCUUGUGAGAGCUUAUAGUGAUAGAGAUAGAACAAGUCUUUCCAUGGCUUUUGAGGGAAUUUUAAUAGCUUAUAUAUAUUCACUCAUUCUUGUGGUUGACACAAUUACUUAUUGUAUUUUUCUCAAAAGCUGCGAGUUUGAUCUGUUGACAGAGCAUUCAAAUGGGUUUUGUGAUCAGAUUGGGCUUGUUUGAGCUUCCCUUAAGGACCUCUUCCUCGCUACAAACAUUGGAUAAACCAAAGAGCUACCAAGUUACAUGUAAAGGCAAGAGGAAGUUGGACCACCCUUGAGUUGGAGAGCUUAGGUGAUGACGUGUACAUAUGCAGCUGCUCGACCGCCACGGCCGAGGUUUAAAGUGGAACUAAGGUUGAACCCUGUUUUGCCGCUUAGAACGGCCUGUUGUAAAUAUUUUCUGUAAUAAACUCUGAAAUUUAUAUUUUUGGGAUCCCAGAGUAUAUACUAAACGUUCUAAUGAAACGUUACAUCAUAACCAAAGUGUUUAAAACCCUAAACCGCUAAUCAUACUUAGAUCACGUUUUGGCUAAAUGACUCGAUUAGCGAGUUUAGCACUGUUUACAAGGCACACCGUAACGGUCCCAGGAGUUGGGGCGUUACAACUUGGUAUCAGAGCGAGCCAAGGUUUAUGGUUCCUGAAGACAAGCUGGGCAUGUACACUCAUCACUGAAGAUAGCUUCACUCAAGGAAUGGUAAAUAUUUCUGUAGCUAUGUGUAUAGCUGUUUGAAUAAAAUGUGAAUGCUUUACCUGUACUUUGUAUUAGGGAGCAUGAGAUUCUGAUAGAGCCUGGCUCUUGACUAUAUGAUUAUAUGCUCCAUGGAAAUGUUUAUGAACAUGAUUAUUUGAUUGCCUGCUCCAUGAAUAUAUAAUUAUGUUAUUUACAUGCUGGGGCUUGAGGCAUGGUUGAGUAUUGGAAGAGCAGGGGUUAUGAGUAUGUAUGAAUGCCAUGGGCAUGUUUGCAGCACUACAAGUGGUUUAUGAUUGUGGUGUGGUAAGAUUUAUCCCGUGGGAAAAGCCCUUGAUAUGGUUAUUGUGACUAAUGGAUCAAGUUAUUGACUGCAUAUUGAAUCAACAGGUUUAUAUUCAAGGCAGAUUAUGAGGCCUGAUGAUAGUUAUAUAGGGGCUGGGAGGUACAGCCAGGGUAUCAGUUCUUCGUCUGCAUCUUUGAAUAUUCAGCAGACGCUUACAGAUUUGCAAUUAAGAUUGCAGAGGCAGGAGGAAGAGAUCAGGUACUUGAAACAACAACGGAGUCUGUUGGGGAGUACCUCUUCCUUUGCUAUGCUAGAGGUGACAUCAGUUUCAGCUCAGCCUAGGGUUGAGAAUAGAUGGGAAUUUCUUUGUGGAAGAUUCAUGAGGUUUUAUCCUCCAAUCUUUGAGGGAGGCCUAGAUCCGUUCAGAGCUGAGAAAUGGAUGGGCAUGAUCAGCUCCAUUCUUGAUAGUAUGGUACUGGUAGGUCAUGAUAGAGUGAUCUGUGCUACAUGUGUACUGCGGGAUGAUGCCCGGACAUGGUGGGAGGUAGUAUCCCAGAUACGAGAUACAGCUGUGAUGGACUAGAAAGAAUUUAGGCAGCUGUUUAAUGAGAAGUAUUAUUGUGAUGUAGCUAAGACUGCUAAGAUGAAUGAGUUUCUGAAUCUUGUUCAGGGCAAUGCAUCAAUGACUGAAUAUGCUACUGAAUUUGAUGAGUUGGCCAAGUUUUCCUUAGACAUGGUACCCACAGAUAUGGAACGGAAGAAAAGGUUUAUUCAGGGAUUGAAUCCUGGAAUAGCUCAGGGCAUUAGAGUUGCCCCAGUGUAUGAAGUCUCUACCUAUGCUCAGGUGGUAGAGAAGGCUCUUGCUGUUGAGAGUAUGGUAGUUGGGCAGCAGAGUGCUGGAGAGCAUGGAGCUCAGAUAGUGGUACCUCCACUUAGUGGAGCAAGCAAGAAGAAAAGCUGGAAGACUGAAAUAGUAUGCAACCGGUGCAAGAGGCGGCAUCUGGGAGAAUGCCGAGCAAAAGCAUGUUUCCUAUGUGACAUGGUUGGACAUCUCAAGAAGGAUUGCUCAAGGUUAAAGGAGCUUGAGCAGAUGAGGAUAGACAGCUUGACUCCAGCUCGAAUGUUUACUCCAGAGCAGAUAGAGUCUGGGACUGAGACUAGCUCCUCAGGAGUGGCAGGUCAGUUUUCUAGUUCUGAUAUGUGAAUUAUGCUGUUUGGCUUUGGCGCCAUGUUUUUCUUUUGUUGGUAUGUGUAUAGACAAGGGUAUAUAGAUGGUGUAUAUUGAUCGCAUGGUUAUGUUGUGAUGGGAAAAGUAAUACGGUAUUGGUAACUUAAGAGUUGAGUUGGGUUUUGGAAAGGAUUCAUCGGGGAUUUUGGUAAAGCUGGUUGUGACAGGCUUUGGUUUGAUCCAGGGUUUGGAUUGGUUAAGUAAUUAAAGAACAGUCUUGAAUGGCAAGGAAAGUAUGGUAAUUCUUGAGCUUGAUAGCGAAAAGUCUUGUGACAAUUGGCAUUACGCAUGAAUUCGAUAUGUUUAUGAUAUCGGAUGUGAGGGCUGGAGUUUGUGCAGGGAGGUGCAUGGAACUCUUAGCCAGUGUGGUGGAUACCACUUAGAUUGUGUUAGUGAGAUCAGUACAGACUGGAUUAGUCUGUGGGUUUUUAAAUGUAUUUUCAGGUGAUCUGACAGGCCUUCUUUUUAUUAAAGGAAGAUUAGAAAUGGAAUGGAAUGGAAUGGAAUG